Molecule: messenger RNA, 1182 nt
Organism: Diplodia corticola
Lineage: Eukaryota; Fungi; Ascomycota; Dothideomycetes; Botryosphaeriales; Botryosphaeriaceae
Product: para-nitrophenol 4-monooxygenase
Exons: 2
Coding region: 1-1182 (393 amino acids)
Molecular function (GO): FAD binding
Source: RefSeq, a predicted model, not a curated record
AUGUCAAGCAGCAAAACGACCGUUCUUAUCGUCGGUGCUGGGCCUGUAGGGCUGAUCCUCGCACUGCGGCUGGCCCGGGCGGAUAUCGACGUCACCGUCAUCGAGGCCAGAGAUGAGCUGGACGACGCACCGAAAGCAAUGGCUCACCUGCCGGCAGCCUUUCCGGAUUUCAUCAAAGCCGGAAUCUUCGACGACUUGGUUGCUGCGGCAGGCGAACUCUCAAGCACGGCCAUGGUCUUUCGCAGGACAUCCGACUCGUCCAUCAUCUUCGAGCCGCCGCAUAACCCCAACAGGCCGGGGGUUUUGAUCUUACCGCAGGGAAAGCUUGCCGCCAUCGCCCACGAGAAUCUGCAGCGGCUCGAACAUGCCACCGUUCUCAUGGGUCAUGCUUUGCGGUCCUUCAACGACUCGGCCGAGGGCGUCACGGCAACUGUCUCUGCGCCUGAUGGAUCCGAGAAGACAUUUGACGCCUUGUUCCUGGUGGGCGCCGACGGGGGCAAAAGCACGGUCCGCAAGUUGACGGGAAUCGAGUUCGAAGGAGAGACGUUGCCAUGCCAGCUCGUAGCAUCCGACGUCUACUACGACUUUGCCAAGCAUGGAGGUUUCAAGCACGCCAACUUCAUGGUGGACAAGGAGAACUAUGGCCUGAUCAGCCAGAUCACGAAUGACGGACUGUGGCGUGUGUCUUUCAGCGUGCCUCUGGGGCUCGAUCUGAAAGACAUCGAGGCAGUCGUCCCGGAAAAAUACGAGGCAAUGCUACCGGGCCCGAGACCAUUGGAGUACAAGAUCGACCGGCUGGCUCCGUACAAGGCGCAACAACUCUGCGCCACGUCCUUCCGCAAAGGCAGAGCCCUCUUGGUCGGCGAUGCGGCACACUUGACGAAUCCUUACGCAGGGUGGGGCAUGGCUGCGGGCAUCUUCGAUGCCAGCAGUCUUGCAGACGCCUUAGUCUCUUGUUUGCAGAAAGGGGCUCCUGAUAGCUUUCUCCAGGGCUGGGCUGAGGCGCGGCGUGAGAUAUUCCUCAAGUCUGUCGAUCCCAUCUCAAAGGAGUGCUUCUGGGCUGUGCAGGAUCCGGAUGUCGAUUCCCUUCCACAGAGACACCCGCACCUCAAAGCGAUGAAAGCAGGCAAGCCGCCGAACAUUACCACAGAUGUAACAACAUUGCCGGGGUACGUGCAGUGA